AUGGCAUUAGUAUUCGUCACUAGUACAUCGAUUGCUAUCUGCUUCCAUAACACUGGUCAUGGAGACCCGUCCGUCCUUUCUAUUGAAAUUCUUCAAGUUGAUGACAAUGCAUAUUCUUUUGAUCCAACUCACGAAAAGGGAACCGUACUCAGAACUGUUAAAAGAUUGACAUGUGGUAUUGGGAAACCAGCGUUUGAUGAAGAUUAUGAUAAAGAUCACUGGGGUGGAGACAGAUUCUGGUUAGGAGUUAAAACUUUUGACCAAGGCUCUGAUAUGGAGAUUUCAACAGAGAGUAAGAUCAUUCAAGCGUCGCUUCCACCAAACUUUUACCUGGAAAGACUGUAUCAAUCAGCAAUUGUUAGCAAUGACAGGCAACCAGAAAUAUCAUUUCAGAUGGAGGUGGACCCGAACAAAAAUUAUUCAAUUUGGCUUCACUUUGCUGAGAUAGAUCCCAGGAUCACCAAAGAAGGACAAAGAGUCUUUGACAUAUUAUUUAACGGUGAUCUUAAAUUUAAUGAUGUGGAUGUCAUUCAGAUGGCAGGAAAACAAUUUGCUGCUCUUGUUCUCAAUCGAACUAUUGCUGUGACUGGGAGGACCUUGACAGUGACCUUACGUCCAGCAAACGGAAGUCACGCAAUCAUUAACGCAAUUGAAGUCUCUUUGCGAUGA
Molecule: messenger RNA, 669 nt
Organism: Dioscorea cayenensis subsp. rotundata (Guinea yam)
Lineage: Eukaryota; Viridiplantae; Streptophyta; Magnoliopsida; Dioscoreales; Dioscoreaceae
Product: receptor-like protein 4
Exons: 1
Coding region: 1-669 (222 amino acids)
Source: RefSeq, a predicted model, not a curated record